This is a messenger RNA of Botrytis byssoidea, 3441 nucleotides long. RefSeq lists its product as uncharacterized. The coding region runs from base 1 to 3441 and encodes 1146 amino acids. The transcript has a single exon. The record is from RefSeq and is a predicted model, not a curated record. NCBI's taxonomy places the organism in Eukaryota, Fungi, Ascomycota, Leotiomycetes, Helotiales, Sclerotiniaceae.
AUGGCUUAUAAUGCUCUUGAUCAAAAUGAUUUUGAUGGGGACCAUGAUGGGGAUCAUGAAAUAAACUCUACUUCUUCCAAUUCUCCAUUCCAACGAUUGUCAUCAAAUCAUCUAUUUUUAGAUGCGCAAAAUAGCGAUACGAGCCACGGGCAAGCAUAUUCUCCAGAAAAUACACCGAGUCUCAGCCAGAUGGUACAAUCGAUUACUUCGAAGAGUACAAAAACGAGCGGGAGCUAUGAUAUUGUAGAAGACGACGAUUACGAAGAGCACGAGGUAGAACGAGAGCCAACGUCCCCUCCUUCACUGCCGCUGUCACCAGAAAGGAAGAACGUCACAUCGCGAGAGGGAACCACACCGGAGAAACCCCUAGUUUUGAGCAUUCCACGGCCCCUUCCCCGAAAUAAUACAGCUACAGGGUCGUCCAACAAUACAACUUCUCCUAUAUCACCUCGUGCAAUAUUAUCGAAAGAACGUGCGCCGAUUGUUCGUACAGCAUCAGGUCACAGCAUUGCGUUACGGCACCCGACACCCGAUUUACAAACGCUGCAAGGAGCUUAUGUAGGGAAUAUUGACAAAUUGGAAAAGACAGCAGAGCGAUUGAGUAUGACCUCCUCCAUCGAUGAUGCGAUUCGGGAACUCCACAUGGAGCAGAAGCGUUCUGAUAGUCGCCGGUCAUCCAUUCUGUCACAGCUUAACGAAAUGCCACAAGUCUCAAGAGAAGUCUCCAACCCCGGCUCCAUCAUCGAAUUGAACAAUGCUGCAAGAUCUGGGGGGUAUUCACCUGCAGGGUAUAUGAUGUCUCCGAAGGGUUCCUUUUCUACCACUACGCGAGGGAGAUCUGCGUCGAAGGGCUCGAGAUUUGGAAAUCGACCAGAACCAGAGUUAGAAGGAAGACCGUUGGAUUCGUUUGUCAAUAUGUCCUUUCCCUCACUGGUCGACCAUCGAACGCCUUCAAUCGCGGAGCAAGAUGAACGCUCUGCGACCUUGACACGGCCAACAGUUGACAAUAUCGGUACAGAAAAUACGGCGGAGAAUAUGGCAGGCCAGGUUGAUGAAGCUCGACCUCAAACCUCAACAUCAACCAACACAUUUGACCAGGCAGAGCGAAUGUUUGCGGAUUUCGAUGGGGUCCACUCUGCACCUUUGAGAACGUCAUUUGAUCACGAAUUUAUCAUGGAAGAACAAAAUAAAGCUACACCCGGAAUGCCUGAGGAGCUACAUGAUGAUCAGAGGAGAUACUCAUCUGGUACACAGCUUUUGCAAGGGGACAAUGAUCAGAGAAGAGUAGUAUCUGGUGAUCGGCAGUCGAUGGCUAGGCCGCAGACGUAUGCUGAUCCAAGUACUGGCCAGCAGAUGGUUUACUACCCAGCACGAGUUCCCAUGAUGCUCAAUUUGCCUCAGAAACUCUCCAAGAAUCCAUCUUCUAUGGCAAGGAAUAAGAGGAGAUCGCAAGUUCUCAGCAAUAUUCCAGCUGCUGCUCGGCAAUCAGCUAUUUGGUUACCCGAUGUGUUGGAGAUGAAUGGCGAGCCUCUACAUGAAAAUGACGAUGCGCAAAAUUUAGAAUAUGUUCCUCAGCAUCAGAGAAUGAGUAUGGGUGGACGAAGAAAUACACAGGAUUUGUCGCAUAUGCCUCCCCACCUGAGAGCAAACGCAUUCUUUGAGCUCCCACCGGGGCAAACCGAGGCUAUGGAGUUAAAAGAUCAAUCGGCUGUUGCUACUCUGGAUAGUAUCUUGGAUGCAUCUGCUCAUGCUCCUGUCACCGCGUUCGUUGAUCAUGCAAUUGCUGGGCAUCUUGGAAACGAGGUGUACGGAAAAACACACCAACGCAACAAGAGUAGUGCUCAAUUACUGACACCGACACCGGAGAAGCCAGAUAUUUCAAAGAAACGAACAAGCUCAUUCAACUUUCUAUUGGGCCGUCGGUCAAGUAGCAAUAAUCUCCUUGGAGAUGAUGGCAAGCGUGCUUCUACAAUGUCCAAUAUUCAGGUUGAGAGAAAGGCGACCAGGUCUCCUAUUGAAGAUGACGAAGAUGACAUCAAUAACAAAGAUACAACGCCUUUACGACACACACGUGGGGUUAGUGGUGCCACUGAUCUCAUACGCGCCGAGGAAGGUGAAGUAGAAAGUGAAGAGGAUGAGGGUCAAAGGGACGAUGAAAUUUACCACGGCCCACCAACCACACUUCUUGCCGAGCUACAGUUGCGCAAGCAACAACAGAAAAUUCGAACUAGACCACCUCUUAGUGUUAAUGGCAUGCAGUCAACAUUACUCGAGAUGGACACAGUUCUACAAAGGCAACAACAAACCAGGAAACAAAAACGGGUUAAUCUAGCAUGGCAACUUGGAGAUAAUGAGGAUCCUGAUGCCGAAGAAGAUGAAGAUGUUCCCUUGGCUAUGUUAAAUGUAGCAAGAGCUCAUGUUCAAGAUACACGCAGACCCCUUGGUUUGAUGGAAAGACGUGAAUUAGAAGACAAUGAGCCACUCAGUAGACGCAGAGCUCGAUUAACUGGCCAACCUAUGCCAAUGCCUCGAGCUACUACCAUGAUGCACAUUCCUACAGGCAUUCCUGUUGUGGAAGAAGAUGAAGGAGAGACACUUGCACAACGCAUCCGACGUCUGAAAGAACAAGGAGGAACAGCAACUGGCCUUCCAGCUACGAGACCUGUUAGUGGUGAUUUUGCAUCUGAGAUGAUGAGUCAAUUCGGUGGAGACAUUUUGAAUGUUGAUGGUGGCAAGGGCAAAGGAAAGGAAGUUUCUACAACUCCAGUCAAUGAAGAAGAGGAAACCUUGGGCCAGAGACGUAAACGUCUUCAGGCAGAAAAGGAAGCUCGUGAAAAAGAAGUCGGCACGGCCGGUGAUGCUGAAGCGACUCCAGAACCUUUGGUCAUAAACAAGAUGAACAGUAUGGCUGACAUUCUUUCGGCUCACCCAGCCGCUGGCGCAAGUCGAAAUUCAUCAUUUGCCAAACCAUCCCGACCAGCUACUGGUCUCCUCGGCUUGCACGAGAAGCAAACUCAGCGAAGAGCUAGCACAAUGACUAACCUUGUCACUCAACAAAAUAUGGCUCCCCGUGUUACUCGUGUUAAAAGUGGCACAUACAAUGACCCGCAAUCUCAUGGGCAACUUAAUACAAUCCGGCCACCAAAUACUUCCAACUACAACCUUCACAACAGCGCACUUCCCAAUAGCGGCUACCCACAAUUCGCUCAACCAACUAUGAACUACAAUAACUUCAAUAACUCCAUGACACAAUAUGGAAAUGCACAUCCCAACAUGGGCUAUCAAAACAACAUGCCCAUGGGCGGCUAUAAUAACAUGAUGCAAAUGCAGAAUAUUCACACAAAUCCUAUUACUGGCUUGGCUACAGGACCUGGUGGUGAACCGCUUAAUCAGGGGCAAGUUGAUAUGGUAGAGCGAUGGAGACAAAGCGUUAUGCAUUAA